Messenger RNA from Mugil cephalus (flathead mullet), 1929 nucleotides. RefSeq names its product keratin 18a, tandem duplicate 1 (gene krt18a.1). Gene Ontology annotation, molecular function: structural molecule activity. Gene Ontology annotation, cellular component: keratin filament. Gene Ontology annotation, biological process: intermediate filament cytoskeleton organization. NCBI's taxonomy places the organism in Eukaryota, Metazoa, Chordata, Actinopteri, Mugiliformes, Mugilidae. The record is from RefSeq and is a predicted model, not a curated record. The transcript is spliced from 7 exons. The coding region runs from base 110 to 1450 and encodes 446 amino acids.
CCUCUCCUCCUGCCUUGUGUCUGUGAGCUCUAAUUUCUGCCUGCCCAGCCGGUGCCUCUGCUCUCUCUCUCACGGUCUCCUUCACCGAGUCUCACACUCUGCAGACAAAAUGAAAACUUCCAGGCAAACUACAUACUCCGUGCGCUCCUCCACCAGCAGCAGACCCCCUGCCAUGUCAAUCACCCGCACCUCCGCUCCCGUCUACAGGGCCUCCAGCAUUCACGGUGGGGCCGGCGGGUCCCGCAUCAGCGUCUCCUCCUCCACCGUCCGCGGCGGCCUGGGAUCCGGCAUGGGGCUGGGAUCCGGCCUGGGGAUGGGUCUGGGUCUGGGCUCUGGCGCCGGGGGCUUCUCCAGCAGCAUCCAGGUGAGCGGCAGCGGCAACACCGCCAACAUCAUGGGCAACGAGAAGUUUGCCAUGCAGAACCUGAACGACCGCCUGGCCAACUACCUGGAGACGGUGAGGAACCUGGAGCAGGCCAACCACAAGCUGGAGGUUAAGAUCAAGGAGGCCCUGGAGAAGAGCGGCCCCGACUUCAGAGACUACAGCAAGUACCAGGUCAUCCUGGACGACCUGAGGAAGAAGGUGUUCGAUGCCACCACCGACAACGCCCGCCUGGUCCUCAACAUCGACAACGCUCGCCUGGCGGCCGAUGACUUCAGAGUGAAAUACGAGUCCGAGCUGGCCAUCCGUCAGUCCGUGGAGGCAGACAUCGUCGGCCUGAGGAAACUCAUCGACGACACCAACAUGAGCCGCAUGAACCUGGAGAGCGAGAUCGAAUCCCUGAAGGAGGAGCUCAUCCACCUCAAGAAGAACCACGAAAAUGAGGUCAUGGAGCUUCGCAACCAGAUCGCCCAGUCCGGAGUCCACGUGGACGUCGACGCUCCAAAGGGCCAGGACCUGGCUCAGAUCAUGGCAGAAAUCAGAGCCAAGUAUGAAAAGAUGGCACAGAAGAACCAGGAAGAACUCAAAGCGUGGCACGAAACUCAGAUAACAGAAGUGCAGACCCAGGUGAUGCAGAACACAGAGGCCCUGAAGGGCGCCCAGACAGAGGUGAACGACCUACGCCGACAGGUUCAGACUCUGGAGAUCGACCUGGAGUCACAGAGGAGCCUGAAAGCCUCUCUGGAGGGCACACUGAGGGACACGGAGAUGCGCUACAACAUGGAGAUCGAGUCUCUCAACAGCGUCCUCCUGGGUCUGGAGGCGGAGCUCACACAGCUGCGUAACAACAUCCAGGUGCAGACACAGGACUACGAGUCCCUGCUCAACACCAAGAUGAAGCUGGAGGCCGAGAUCGCCACGUACAGACGCCUGCUGGACGGUGAAGACUUCAGUCUCAAGGACGCACUGGAGGACCAGAAAACAGUGAAGACCAAAGUGAUGACCGUCACACAGACGCUGGUGGACGGCAAGGUGGUUUCCUCCAGCACAGAGACCAAGAACCUUUGAACGCCAGAAGAAGCCAAACACUCAACGACCACUGUCUCUCACUCGUAACAACCAGCAUCCAUUGGCCAAAAUGUUACUUCCUCCUCAGUCAUAGCGCACUAACCAUCAGGCCCUCAGCUCUCUCUCUGCUGUUAGUUUGACUUCCCGAGCACACAGCUCCUCGGCUAGGCCGAUAAACAAACUGGAACAGAGGAAAACCUAAUCAUCUGUUAUUUAUUUCAUCAUGGUUUAUUUAUGUGUUUCUGUGUCGACGUGAAGGUGUUUACAAAAAGUUAAGAAUUAGACGAGAUUUUAUAAUUUUUGGGGGGGGGGAGUUUGUUUGUGGUGCCAAACAUUUCAAAGAAGUGAAAGAGUCCAUUCAAUUGCAAAUAAAACAAAGCGUUAUAUUUCAUCGUCCUUGGUUUUCUUCCUCGUCCGUUUGACUUCGCCUGCCGUGCUGUGACGUUCUGACAUUUCAAUAAAGGCCGUUUGAUAAAUUG